Penaeus indicus is the source of this 654-nucleotide messenger RNA. RefSeq lists its product as uncharacterized. Bases 33 to 629 code for a protein of 198 amino acids. The transcript has 5 exons. Lineage: Eukaryota; Metazoa; Arthropoda; Malacostraca; Decapoda; Penaeidae. The record is from RefSeq and is a predicted model, not a curated record.
CAGAAACGCCGUAGCCUGUGCGUGGCCUGUUUAUGUGGGGAGAGGAUUGUCUGAAUUUGCCCAAGAUGCAAGCAGGUGCUUUAUUUUUCCUGGUGGUCUGCCUCGGUACAUGUACCCCAAAGGUGUUUGGCUACGAUCCUUCCCCGGCUGUCGCACCAUUGCAAAACCUGAACGUUGCCUCCGGUCCGAGGCAGGGCACGAUCACGGUCACUGAAACCACCACAGUCGAUCGUUCCGUCGUCCUCACGGAACAAGCCUACAACGUCGUUCCCGUUACCAUCACCGAUUACGCUCUCUGGACAUCCACACUGCCCAGACGAGUCGUUGCGCGAACUCCCGUGGAUGAUGACGUGGCCAUCCAGACUAGGCUGGUGGAAAAGCCCUUGACCCUAACUGUCGUUGAUACAGUGUCUAACUACGGAAUCGUGACCGACGUCUUAGUUGACUACUACACCAUCACGCACACCUGCUACCACAUCAUGCAGUCGACCUACACCAGGACAGCCAGGCAGACACUUGCAUUCUCUGCUGAAUUGGUGAGAACUAUCGUCAGGACAGCCACGCAGACGGUGACCGAUUACCGUACAGUCUACAACACCGUUUAUGUAGGAGGAAGAUAUAUUUAUUAAAUAAAGUUCUUAAGAAUAUUUUUUU